AUGCGUUACUCUGCUACUUCCUUUGCGCUUGCCGCAUUCUUCACCACUGUCCACUCCCACGCUGCCAUCCUGGCGGCCGUUGGCGACAAGGGAACGAGUCAAGGCUUCUUGGUUGAUCCUGACCUCGCCCGCAACUGCACCACCAUCUCUCCCUGCCAGCAAGAUGCCACCAUCAUCCGUAACUCUGAGAUCAAGCAGAACAUUGUCAACGCCUGCGGCAGGACCGAGAUUGCCGGAAACAUCGACAUUGGCGAGCAGACUGAGAACGAGCUCGCUGCCGGCCGCAUGGCCCAAGUCUCUGCCGGCUCCAUGAUUGCAGUCACCAUCCACCAGGUCAACGCCGAUGGCGCUGGACCGUUCGAGUGCGACAUGGACGAGACCAGCAACGCUAAGACGGACUUCACGCCCCUGAAGGUCUCCAACAACGUGCCCGGUGCCCUCGGUCUCUCCCAAGCCAAGGAGAAGGACUUCACCAUCAACGUCCAGAUGCCCGAGAAGUUCAACUGCCUCGGCGCCUCCACGGGUGACAUCUGCACUAUCCGCUGCCGCAACAACGCCAUCGCCGGUCCCUUUGGUGGAUGCUUCGCCGUCCAGCAGACUGACGGAACUGGCCGUACUAACAAGAGCGCCGCUGCUGUCGACACUGCUCAGACACUCGAGGGUAUCUCGGCACAGAUUCUGCAGAAUCAAAAGGAUCUUCCUGCUGCUAUUGCUGCGAACCAGGCUGCUGGUGCUGCUGGUGGUAACGAGGGUGCCAGUGCCAUUUCCGCUCUUGUUCCUGCUGCUACUGCUCCUGCUGGAAACAACAACAAUGGCAACAACGGCAACAACAAUGGAAAGGGGAACGGCAACAACAACGGCAAGCAGAACGGUGGCAAUGGAAACCAGAAUGGGGCUCAGGGUGGUAACCAGGCUGGUGCCGGUGCUCAAGCUGGUAACCAAGCCGGUACAGGAAACGGUGCUCAAGCUGGUGCUGGUGCCGGUGCCGGUGCUCAACAAGGAAACAACCAGGGUGGCGCCAACCAGGGCAACCAGGGCGGAAACAACCAAGGCCAAAACCAAGGCCAAUUCCAGCAAGGACAAAAGGGCAAAGGAGCCAACAAGCUCCGUCGCUUCAGCCUCAACUUCUUGGGUUAA
Messenger RNA from Pyrenophora tritici-repentis Pt-1C-BFP, 1137 nucleotides. Lineage: Eukaryota; Fungi; Ascomycota; Dothideomycetes; Pleosporales; Pleosporaceae. The record is from RefSeq and is a predicted model, not a curated record.